Molecule: messenger RNA, 764 nt
Organism: Durusdinium trenchii
Lineage: Eukaryota; Dinophyceae; Suessiales; Symbiodiniaceae
Source: the annotation of a GenBank genome assembly
GUCAACGUGAAACUGUUCAAACUAGUUGUACAACCUUACACCUUCAUACCAUCCUGAACUGGCCAUGGUGUACCACUCAAGGCACAACGGCAGCAAUGCUCAAUGUGUCUGUGGUUGCCCCUUGGUGCCUUUGAAGAGCGUGCGGUAUCGAGGACCUGCUCCGAGCGCUGCCUCGGUGGGCUUGGAUGAUGAGUUCAUGGACCUGGUGGAUGAGGCCAUCAGGAGCUUCAGAUGGAACAUUCUCUUCAAGAACUUUGAGGUUCUGGGUGACGCUGACCGCGUUCUUGUGUACCUGACUCUCUGGAUUCAGAAGUGCUUGUCCGUGGCGUCGCAGGCCAGUGGCGUGGAGGAAGCAACUCGAACUUUGGAGGUUUUAGCAGCUUCAGACCUCCCUGGACCGGGCGAUGCUGGCUUCCUCCUGAACAGCUUCUUCAAAGCAGGGCCGCCGCAGGAUUGCCAAAUUGCGAAGGCUACCUGGCAGUUUUUUCUGGCGUAGGAGACUGCUUAUCGGUUCUUGAAGAUCCUGUAUCCAUCGGGGCAGCUGAACAAGUGGUGGAUCCAGUUCUCCAAGAAAAAGUUUCUGAACAUGGCGUUGUGACAUCCUGCAAUAAUAAACACGCACAGACAGCAGAGAUGCAGCGAAUCAAGUGCGGAAAAGAGAUGUGCAUCUCUAGAGCUUGGGAGAAAAUUACAAAAUACCAAGCUCAUGGACAGUUAUUAAUAAGAGUGCUAGACUUUUCAGCGCUUGUGACACCGUGUUUUCC